AUCGAGACAAUUUGGUGCCAUGACUGGUAAGAUUUUGGUGGUCUUUUCAGGGCAUUCGAAACUAGUCCAACCAGCCCCACUGUGCACGGCUGCCAGCGUCGGCGUCAACGUUCACCUGGCCGCACCGCGUUUCAUUUAUUUAUUCGCGGUUGUAUUUUUGAUUUCGUGUUCAAUUUGGUUCUAAGUCUCGGCGCGUGUGCAUCGGCGCAACUAUCGUCAUGGUGCUGUUGAAAGUGAUCAAAUAUCUAGCGGGCUGCGUGGUUCGUGUCUGUAAUGAGCUGUCCCAGAAUAUGAAUUCAUUGAACAAGAUGUUUAAAUAUCACUUGCUUCAGGCGAAUUAGCAAGGUUCAAUUGAAUAUUAUAUAUUAUUUAAGUACAUCUACCUGUUUAGCACAAAUAUUCAGUUAUUCAUAAAUUGUUUCUUUUUUGUGCUUCAAUAAAUCUUGGCUCGCACACAAGCGAAUUUCUUUUUUAACACGCCAAUCUGUGCUAAAAUUGAAACAGCGUUUAAAACCAAAUAAAAGUGAGAACAUAUAGCCGAGAAUGGCAAACACAUGUGUA
Drosophila virilis is the source of this 561-nucleotide messenger RNA. RefSeq lists its product as uncharacterized. Lineage: Eukaryota; Metazoa; Arthropoda; Insecta; Diptera; Drosophilidae. The record is from RefSeq and is a predicted model, not a curated record.